AUGUUCAGUGUAGAGCUGGCUGGGAAGGAAACGACGGGAUCGCGACUUACAGAGGCCGCCGAAACUCCCAUCUUUCUCAUCCUUCCGCUCUGCUCCUACCUGAAACCAUUAACGAAGGGUAGAAAUAAUCUUCCUGAAGUAGAUAGUUCUGCUGAAGAAAAAUAUGGUGGGUCUGGAGGUUCUGUAAGAAAAAAUCUGGCAGUUUUUGUCUCCGGCGGAGGAUCAAAUUUUCGUGCCAUUCACAAUGCUUCUAUGAAUGGAUUAAUUCACGGAGAUGUUGUGGUUCUUGUCACUGAUAAGCCUGGUUGUGGUGGUGCUGAAUAUGCAAGAGAUCACAACAUACCUGUCAUACAAUUCCCAAAACAUAAAGACUCACUUGAGGGAUUUUCACCGAAUGAUCUCUUAAUUUCCUUAAGGAAAUGGAAGGUCCACUUUAUUCUACUGGCUGGCUUCUUGAAAUUGAUUCCUACUGAGUUAAUCCAGGCAUUUCCGAGAUCUAUGUUGAAUAUUCAUCCUUCUCUUCUGCCAGCCUUUGGUGGUAAAGGAUACUAUGGGCUAAAGGUUCAUAAAGCUGUCAUUUCUUCUGGGGCUAG
This is a messenger RNA of Phalaenopsis equestris, 593 nucleotides long. RefSeq names its product phosphoribosylglycinamide formyltransferase, chloroplastic. Gene Ontology annotation, biological process: 'de novo' IMP biosynthetic process. Gene Ontology annotation, molecular function: phosphoribosylglycinamide formyltransferase activity. Lineage: Eukaryota; Viridiplantae; Streptophyta; Magnoliopsida; Asparagales; Orchidaceae. Gene Ontology annotation, cellular component: cytoplasm; chloroplast. The record is from RefSeq and is a predicted model, not a curated record.